AUGCAUGCAUGCCAGCACUCGACGCACACCUUUGUCUGGGCCUGCGCAAUCACACGCGCAGAUUGGUGCUGCAAUGUGCACAAACAAACCUCGGGUUUUUUUUGUCUUUUUCAGGGCUAUUGGCUUGUUGAUGCAAUCACGCGCAAUCUUUGUCAAUUGGUCCUUGUCAAAUCUUGGGGUGGGGGGAGGGGUACCACCGAAAAACAGAACAAGGACGGUGGAUUCAUGGGUUUAGAGGGUGGGGUUAGAAUAGACGCCAAUUAA
Molecule: messenger RNA, 264 nt
Organism: Plenodomus lingam JN3
Lineage: Eukaryota; Fungi; Ascomycota; Dothideomycetes; Pleosporales; Leptosphaeriaceae
Source: RefSeq, a predicted model, not a curated record